AUGGCUGUCAUUAAAAUUCAUAUUGUUUCAGACAUUAUCUGUCCCUUAUGUUUCGUCGGCAAAAGAAAAUUAGAGAAAGCCAUUGACCUGUGGAAAAAGACCCAUGGCAAUAGCUCCGAUACUUUCUCUAUCACAUGGGGAGCGUAUUAUCUCCGGCCAGAUGCUGGAACAAGCGAGGCCACCACGGUGGACUACAUCAAGCAGAAAACCGGCAUGCACGACAUCACACCAGUAAUAAGGCGGAUGGAGCAGCUGGGCAGGGCCAAUGGAAUUCGGUUCAAAGUUGGUGGAAGGACUGGAAGCACCAGAGAUGCACACAGAUUGAUAUAUCUGGCCCAAACAAAACUUUCGAACCCAGAGAUUUGUGAUGCAUUGGUGGAAGGGCUUUUUCGCAGGCACCACGAGGGCGCACAGGACAUCAGUUCUCAUGAUAUCCUACGCCAGAUUGCCGUAGAGGCUGGGAUCGAUGCAGGAGACGUGGACACUUGGUUGAAAUCCGAUAUCGCUGGAGUGGAUGUGGACCGAGAGUUCUUUGAGGCACAACGUCAGGGUAUCUUUGGUGUUCUCCUUUUCAUGAUUCAGGGGCAAUAUAUUGUGCGAGGUGCACAAGACCCUCCGGCCUUCCUCGAAGUCUUUUCGAAAGUAGCUAGAAAUGAUAGCUCUUAA
Molecule: messenger RNA, 666 nt
Organism: Exophiala spinifera
Lineage: Eukaryota; Fungi; Ascomycota; Eurotiomycetes; Chaetothyriales; Herpotrichiellaceae
Exons: 2
Coding region: 1-666 (221 amino acids)
Molecular function (GO): oxidoreductase activity
Source: RefSeq, a predicted model, not a curated record